Molecule: messenger RNA, 612 nt
Organism: Plasmodium knowlesi strain H
Lineage: Eukaryota; Apicomplexa; Aconoidasida; Haemosporida; Plasmodiidae
Product: zinc finger protein, putative
Exons: 2
Coding region: 1-612 (203 amino acids)
Biological process (GO): double-strand break repair via homologous recombination
Molecular function (GO): zinc ion binding
Source: RefSeq, a predicted model, not a curated record
AUGGAUACUCGAGCGAAUAUUGUAAACUCACUUAUAUUAUCAUUAAGGCGAUGCACGAACAGGAAUAAGUAUGUGCUUCUGUUAAACGAGCUCCUUUCCCUCUUUCCAAUGCACGCCGAAAGGAGCCUAGAAUUGUGCCUAAACUCUAAAAUUAAAAAGUACACCUUGAUAAAGGAGAAGCGCCCUGAAAAGGAUUAUCCGUUGUAUCCUAGUCAGUUCAGGAGAAAUAGCAAAAACUGGCGCUGGACAAGCCAUGACGCAUGUUUGAGUGAUUGCACCGAUGUUGUUAGAGCACAGAAAAGGAAGGGAAUUCUAGGCGAACAUGUACUUGCUCACUUUAAGAAAACGGAAAAGAAAACGAAAAAGAGAAAGAAAAAGAAAAAAUCACGUUUGCAUUUCUUUGUAGUUCCUGGAAAUAACGACAAAUAUCUCGUGUUCCAAAAUUUCUGCUCAUGUUUUUAUUUUAAGCAAAAAGUGUUGUGGAACAAUAAAGACGUAAUGUGUAAGCACGUUUUGUCCGUCCACCUGGCGGAGAGCUUCAAAAAUUACGUGAACAUUUUCCUAGAUUCAAGUUUGUUUUUUGAGUGGUUCGUGAAAAAACUCCAUGCUUAA